Molecule: messenger RNA, 1284 nt
Organism: Penicillium soppii
Lineage: Eukaryota; Fungi; Ascomycota; Eurotiomycetes; Eurotiales; Aspergillaceae
Product: Zn(II)2Cys6 transcription factor rglT
Exons: 2
Coding region: 1-1284 (427 amino acids)
Biological process (GO): positive regulation of transcription by RNA polymerase II
Cellular component (GO): nucleus
Molecular function (GO): DNA-binding transcription factor activity, RNA polymerase II-specific; sequence-specific DNA binding; zinc ion binding
Source: RefSeq, a predicted model, not a curated record
AUGUCACUUGAUCCGGGGUUUGGGGGAGAUAUACCUCUUCCGUCUGACUCUGGUCCUUCGGUAAAACGACACGCAGCAUGCGACGAGUGUAGGAAACGCAAACUUAAAUGCUCCGGAGAAAUGACUGGCUGCUCUCGAUGCAUCAAGCAAGCACUCUCUUGCAACUACUCCAUACAAAAGCAAAUGGGCCGCCCCCCCAAGAAGCGAACAAGGACAGAGGAUGAGGGGCUCGACAUCCAAGCCCAUUCCGGGGCCGAAAUAUGGCCCAGUCCAGAGGACUCACAGCAGUCUUCGAUGGACAUAGGUCCUGGGGCAGCGCAAUUCCCAGACUCUGAUCAUCUCUGUCCCUCAUUCUUCUGGCCGCGGGGGUUGAACGUGAACUCGCCACAACCACAACCCGCGCCAGAUCUAUUAGGCUAUGAAGACCACAAUAAAAGCUGGCGGACAGAUCGUCUAACGCAACCAAACUUACCUGUCCCCGCAUCAUCAAGCCCAUGGCCUGAUUAUUCAACCGUCUCCGAAGCCACCGCCUUGCCAAUGCCAUUCCCAAUUCCUACAACUUUCCCCGCCAUGGGAUCCUUCCCACUCUCACCCUCCAACUCAAUUUCCUCCGACUCUGUGGUAAACAGGUGUCCCUGUCUCUCCUAUCUCUACCUAUGCCUCAGCCACAUGACCUCAAUAGCCUCCUUCCCAGUCAAUUCUCACACUCUCUGCUCCUUAUAUCUCGCGGCCCGCACCGUCCAAGACGUGAUUCGCUGCGAAGUCUGUCCCAAAACAUUUGCAACCGGCAUGCAAAACAUCACAUUCGUGGGAACCCUACUAACAGUAGCCACGGACAAUUGGCUACGCGUCUGGAAAACCGAUCCUGUCGAACUAGGCAUGCAGUCCGCGCCAGCAGAAUACGUGACCAAGGUUCUCCAAAGCGCUGACCCAGCACAAGCCUGGGCAAGCUGGCUGCGACAAACCGUUCGCCGUGCUGUCAUCGGCGGCCCCAUGGAGCCAGGUGCUGCGGGUGUUUGCGCUGAGAGAGUGGAUCUGCUUUCCAUAAUUAGAGGACUCGAGGAGCGGCAACGCCGCUGGCAUCAACCUGGACAACACCCGUUGCAGACGCAAUGUAACCCGCUGACUCCAUCGCCCUCGGAAUCGUCGCAGAAUGAAGAAGAUGGCCAGGAGAAAGAUUAUCUUUGCCUGCGCAUUGCUGGGAGUGCGAAGGCUGUCAUUGCAAAGUUCAAUUUUGACAUUUCUGAUUACCCCGAAGGAGUUGAGCCGGUCAAAGCCCAUUAA